Melanotaenia boesemani (Boeseman's rainbowfish) is the source of this 3440-nucleotide messenger RNA. RefSeq names its product synaptic vesicle glycoprotein 2B-like. Gene Ontology annotation, molecular function: transmembrane transporter activity. Lineage: Eukaryota; Metazoa; Chordata; Actinopteri; Atheriniformes; Melanotaeniidae. The transcript has 14 exons. The coding region runs from base 1 to 2067 and encodes 688 amino acids. Gene Ontology annotation, biological process: transmembrane transport; chemical synaptic transmission. The record is from RefSeq and is a predicted model, not a curated record. Gene Ontology annotation, cellular component: membrane.
AUGACAGAUCACUACCAGAACAACAUAUACCACCAGGGAGGUGGGGACAGCUAUGGGACUUAUGGAGAGGGUGGUGGCCAGGACGGGUACGGAUACCAGGCAGACUACCCUCCUCAGGAUGAGGAUGCAGCAAGCGAUGCGACUGAAGGACAUGAUGAAGAGGAUCAGAUGUACGAAGGAGAGUAUCAGGGGAUCCCGCAUCCUGACGAGGUGAAGGCUGCUCAGAGAGCUGCACGGGCCAAAGCUCGAGCAGCUGGCAGCUCAGUCUCUGAACUGGAGGAGUUAUCGGAGCAGUAUGAGGACAUCAUGGAGGACUGUGGCCACGGGAAGUUCCAGUGGACGCUCUUCAUAGUGUUGGGUUUGGCUCUGAUGGCCGAUGGCGUAGAGUGUUUUGUGGUGGCAUUCGUUCUACCGUCUGCAGAGAAAGAUCUGUGUCUGUCCAACGCAGAGAAAGGCAUGCUGGGUCUGGUGGUCUUCCUGGGCAUGAUGGUGGGGGCGUUCCUGUGGGGGGGUCUGGCAGACAAAGUGGGCCGUCGGCGUUGUCUGAUCGUGGCCUUGGCUAUAAACUGCGUCUUUGCCUUCCUAUCCUCCUUCGCUCAGGGUUAUGGCUUCUUCCUCUUCUUCAGGCUGCUGUCUGGCAUCGGUAUUGGCGGCACGGUGCCGAUCGUGUACUCGUAUUUCUCCGAGUUCCUUCAGAUGGACAAAAGAGGAGAACAUCUGUCGUGGCUCUGCAUGUUCUGGAUGAUCGGUGGGAUCUACGCUUCCUUCAUGGCUUGGGGAAUUAUCCCCAGAUACGGCUGGGGCUUCAGUAUGGGCACAGAGUUUCAGUUCCACAGCUGGCGGAUGUUCGUCCUCGUCGCAGCUCUUCCUGCCAUCGCCUCCCUGGUUGGACUCACCUUCAUGCCUGAGAGUCCGCGCUUCCUGCUGGAGAACGCCAAACACGAUGAGGCGUGGAUGAUCCUGAAGCAGGUCCAUGACACCAACUGGAGAGCCAAGGGGCAGCCAGAAAAAGUCUUUACUGUGACUCACAUCAAGGCUCCGAAGACGGCCGAGGACGAGUUCAUUGAGAUCCAGAGCGCCACAGGAACACCUGUGCAGCGAUGGGCCGUGCGCUCAUUCACACUCUGUAAACUGGUGCUGAGAAACAUGGCAUCUCUGCUGUCUGCAGAGCUCAGGUUCGCUACUCUCUUCAUGGCCAUCAUCUGGUUCUGCAUGGCUUUCAGCUACUAUGGUCUGUCUGUGUGGUUCCCCGACAUGAUCAAACACCUGCAGUACAAGGAGUAUGAGUCCAAGGUGAAGAUGUUCCACCGAGAACGGGUGGAGAACUUCCAUUUUAACUUUUCGCUGGAGAAUCAGAUCCAUAAAGAAGGAGAGUACAUCCGAGACAAGUUCAUCAGUUUAGAGAUGAAGUCAGUGAAGUUUGAGGACUCUCUGUUUGAAGACUGUCGCUUUGAGGACAUCAGGUCCACAGACACAGUGUUUGAGAACUGCACCAUCCGCUCCACUAUCUUCUACAACACAGACCUGUGGGAGGAGAAGUUCAUCGACUGUAGGAUGGAGAACACCACCUUUGAGCACAACAAGCAUGGCUGCCACCUGGACACAGUGGAGGAGAAUGAUGUUCUCAUCUACCUGGUCAGCUUCCUGGGCAGCCUGGCUGUGUUGCCAGGCAACAUCAUCUCAGCGCUCUUUGUGGAGAAGAUUGGCAGGGUGAAGAUCAUAGGUGGAUCCAUGCUCAUUUCUGCUGGCUGCUCCUUCCUCCUCUUCCUGAGCUUCAGCCAAUCAGCAAUCAUCGCUCUGCAAUGUCUGUUCUGUGCUGUCAGUGCGGCGGCAUGGAACGGCAUCGAGGUGGUGACCGUGGAGCUUUACCCGGCUUCAAAAAGGGCGACAGCGUUCGGCGUGUUGAAUGCUCUGUGUAAGCUGGCGGCCAUCCUGGGCAGCUCCAUCUUCGCCAGCUUCGUGGGCAUCACCAAAGCCAUCCCCAUCCUGCUGUCCUUUGCUGCGCUGGUGUGCGGCGGCCUGGUGGCCCUGAAACUGCCUGACACGCGGCAGAAAAUCCUCCAGUGAGGUGCUGCGAGGUCAGGAGGGGGCGGGGCUUCACACUGGAAGCUGUUUGACUCUGACUUCACGCUGCACUGGAAAGAAGGCGAGAACAGAAGCAACUCAGCUGUUCAUGUCCAACACCAAGCGCUCCUUUCUUCAUGUGAACCAUCUUCAUUUGUACAGGUCUGAAGGGGGUGGGGGAGGGUAGGGGGAAUGUUUCAGCUCAAGUUUGAUCCUUUAAUGAAGACACAAACCCACUGAGACUCUGGACCCACUGUCCAUUUAACCGUGAUGGAGGCUUAAAUCACAACCCAUCCUGUGCUUCCCGCCCGUCAUGCAUGAUGAGGAACAACCGUCUUCCAGCACAUUUAGCAAAAACCCACCUGUGAGUUGAAAUUGCAAGAGGCUGGUUGGAGUUUGGGGUUAAAGGUCACGUUUACAGCGUCACACAAAGCAACUACACAUGAUUUACCUCCGAAUAUUACAGCAGGUCAAUUAUCACGACUCUAAACCCAGUUUGUUAAAACAUCUUUAUUAAACUCUGGUGCUUUUACACACCAGUGGCAGGAAAAGCUGCUCAUGAGAAAAUUACAUGCUUCCUGGAUUGUUUGAGAUGCUCUUUUCAUAUGAUUGGAACAGACUUGAAAACCUCCCUUUAACUAACCCCAUUUAAACCACAGAGUUUCAGUUUUUGCACAGAAAAAAGGCAAACAGACAGAAAACAUUCAUUACAGAGAUGGAAAAGCAAUAUUUAAAAAGAACUGGAGCACUGUGUUAAAGUGAUGCAUGAAGCCAGAUUUUUUGAUCCAGUCCUCAUUUUUUCAUAUUUGACUUUAAAGUGAUCUUGAUGAACAGUUCUCCUGGUCUUUCAUUGGUUUUAUAUGGACAUUCCCCCCCCCCCAAUUAUCUUAAGACAAUCAACUCAGAUCUAUGAUUCAUUCAAGCCUAAAAAGGCUCCUAACUCAAGGGAUGAGCCGGUGUUCAUUAGCAAAUAUCAUAUCUCGCAAAUAUUUCAAAACAGACAGAAAAUAGGAUGUAAAACUAAAAACGGCCACAGGCCAAAAAACAUCUCCAGCACAUUUCUGGGAGGAAAAAAACAUAUAAUUUUAACCAAAAAUCCAGUCUAAAACCUGUCUAUUUAAACUUCUACUAUAGAUUUCUGUAGAAAUGCACAAGACCCAAAAGCUGCAAGAACAAUCCAAAGAUCAGACAAUCUGACGGAUGGAAAACAGGAUUUUAGCAGCAACAAUGUGAUUCUCAAGGAGCUCUCAGCUGGAAACUUGGUGGAUCUGGAGGUCAACAGAAGAGUCGGGACUAAAAAACUAUCUACAGCAGAUAAACAGGAUCUGUGAGUGAUGUCCUGAAGAAAUAGGAACAAAUCCUGCAAAUUCCUGAAC